CCGGCCCGGCCAUGCCGCGCCUCCUCCUCCUCCUCCUUUUCCUCCUCACCCCGCGCCUCGGCCGCGCCGUCGCCGCCAGCCCGGCGAACAGCACGGAGCUGCCGCGGACGACCACACGGAACGAGACGCAGCCGGGGUCGGAGCAGGAGUCCGGGCCGCGGCUGUCGCUGGGCUCGGGGCUGCCGGUGCUGAGGCGGGCGGUUUAUGUGCUCAGCGCUCUGUCGGCGUUGGCCGCGCUCUACUUAGUGCUGCGGGCGUUCCGCCCCAGGUCCGAGGGCCCCAGAAACGAGCCCAAAACUCAUUUCAGGUUGAAGAAGCCGCAGAGGAAGAAGUACGGGCUGCUGUCGAGCCAGGACGACACCAUCGAGCUGGGCUCCCUGGACAGUGACGAGGACACCGUGUUUGAAAGCCGGAACCUGAGGCGAUGACUCGUGACCAGCAGCACUGGCUGCCUGGAAUGAUGGAGGGUCCAAUCCCAGCGGAAUCUCCAGUGCUCAAAUUUUCUAUCUGCUUACAGUGACUUAAUUAACAGUUCCAGCCCUUCCAUAG
Molecule: messenger RNA, 549 nt
Organism: Ficedula albicollis (Collared flycatcher)
Lineage: Eukaryota; Metazoa; Chordata; Aves; Passeriformes; Muscicapidae
Gene: FAM174C
Product: chromosome 28 open reading frame, human C19orf24
Exons: 4
Coding region: 12-428 (138 amino acids)
Cellular component (GO): extracellular region
Source: RefSeq, a predicted model, not a curated record